Messenger RNA from Stomoxys calcitrans (stable fly), 5586 nucleotides. It is a transcript of the gene hts, whose product is annotated as protein hu-li tai shao. The transcript has 13 exons. Gene Ontology annotation, molecular function: actin filament binding. NCBI's taxonomy places the organism in Eukaryota, Metazoa, Arthropoda, Insecta, Diptera, Muscidae. Gene Ontology annotation, cellular component: plasma membrane; postsynaptic density; cytoskeleton. Bases 589 to 2874 code for a protein of 761 amino acids. The record is from RefSeq and is a predicted model, not a curated record.
UGAACAAGUAAAGCAGUCAUUCGAAAAAAGUAAAAUUAUACAAAAACAUAAACAAAUCUUGUGUGAAAAACUAAAAAAAAGAAUUUGUUUGCCUGUGCAAAAAAUAGUGAUAAAAAUUUAUCGUUUUUCUACUUUAUAUUGUUUUAUUCCAUAGUGAUUUUGAUUUAAAUCUACCAAUUGUAAAAGAGCAUAAGUACAUCAAAGAAAAAUCCAAAAUUCAAAGGAAGUUCACAUAAAUACAGUUUGAAAUUUAAAUCAAUUACUUGCCGAAGAAAGUUUUGACCUAUUCUUCAUUUGUGUAUUUUUAAUACACCGCAAAAGCUAUCGAAGCCGUUGCCUGAUUUAUUCGGGAAUAUAAUAAGGGAGAAAGAGAUAGCAACUGUUAUCAUCCAGUAAACGCAUUUAUUAAUCAUCCAUUCAUCUAGAAAAUCGCAUAUUAUUGUAUUCCAAGAAGGAGAAUACAUAUCCCCUCAUUGCUAAAUUUAAGGAUAUUUUUCUUUGUCCUUGUGUGUGGAAGUUUAAACAUUAUCGUUAAAACGUAUCUGAAAAGGAAAUAGGACACGGCGGACAUCAUUACACAUUCGAAAAAUGACUGAAGUCGAGCAACCUCCACAGAAUGGCAUCGAUUUGUCGGCCAACGAAGAAGAUGAUAAUAGCAAAUCUCGACCAGCCGAUAUAGAGCAGGAUAUGCGCGAAAUGGAGCGACGCAAAAGGGUCGAAGCAAUUAUGGGCUCCAAACUCUUCCGCGAAGAGUUAGAACGCAUUGUUGAUUCAGCACGUGAUAGUGGUAAUGCCGAUGGUAUUCUACAACAACUUUCGGAUAUUGUUGGUGUGCCUGCCACCCGUGUGGGUAGUGUUUUCAGAGCAUCCAAUUGCAUGCAGCCCAUCAACGAUAUUCGUGGUGUGGAGUCCAUGGGCUAUGCCAAAGGCGAAAAAAUAUUGCGCUGCAAAUUGGCUGCCACUUUCAGAUUGCUGGAUUUAUAUGGCUGGACCCAGGGUUUAGGUGCUCAGAUAACAGCACGCCUCAAGGUUGAUCAAGAAUAUUUCUUGGUUAAUCCCUAUGGCUUGCUGUACCAUGAGUUAACUGCCUCAUCGUUGAAUAAAGUGGACAUGCAGGGCAACAUUGUGGAGCAGGGAACGACUAACUUUGGUGUUAACAAGAGUCAUUUUGUACUUCAUUCCGUUGUCCAUGCCGCUCGUCCCGAUAUUCGUUGCGCCAUUUACAUUGGUUGCAGCCCAGUGGUAGCUAUUUCAUCAUUGAAGACUGGUCUACUGCCAUUAACUAAAGAUGCCUGCGUUUUGGGAGAGGUCACCACAUUCUCAUAUGCCGGCUGUCUUUAUGACCAGGAGGAACGCGACAAAUUGGUCCGCAAUUUGGGUCCCAACUCAAAAGUCAUGCUAUUGACCAAUCAUGGUGCCUUGUGCUGUGGAGAAACUAUCGAAGAAGCCUUCUUUGCCGCCUGUCACAUUGUACAGGCCUGUGAAACUCAAUUGAAACUACUGCCAGUGGGUUUAGAUAAUUUGGUACUAAUACCCGAAGAAUCACGCAAAACCAUCUAUGAACAAUCGAGAAGACCUCCCGAGGAUCUGGCAAAGAAAUUUGCUGCUGCCGCCGCUGUUACAACCGAAGAAGAAGAUAAGAAAGAGGCUGCUAGUGGUGAAACCAGCAAGGUAAUUGGUCAACCACCCAAAUGGCGUGUAGGUGGUGCAGAAUUUGAGGCAUUGAUGCGUAUGUUGGAUAAUGCCGGCUAUCGUACCGGUUACAUUUAUCGCCAUCCUUUGAUUAAAACGGAACCACCAAAACCCAAAAACGAUGUUGAACUACCGCCAGCAGUAUCAUCUUUGGGUUAUUUGUUGGAAGAAGAAGAACUAUUCCGUCAAGGCGUUUGGAAAAAGGGCGUUAUGGGCAAAGGUGGAGAUCGCAGCCGUUGGUUGAACUCUCCCAAUGUCUAUCAAAAGGUGGAAGUUCUAGAAACCGGUACUCCAGAUCCCAAAAAGAUUACCAAGUGGGUUGCCGAAGGUUCACCCACUCAUUCAACACCUGUACGCAUUGAUGAUCCUCUACAAUUUGUGCCAGUUAAUACAAAUCCCAAGGAAUUUAAAAGAUUACAGCAACAGAUUAAGGAUAAUCGUCGUGCCGAUAAAAUCUCAGCCGGUCCACAAUCACACAUUUUGGAAGGUGUUACCUGGGAUGAAGCCAAUCGCAUUAAGGAUGCCACAGUCAGUCAGGCUGGUGAUCAUGUGGUGCUAAUGGGUGCCGCCUCCAAGGGUAUUAUUCAACGUGGCUUCCAACACAAUGCCACCGUGUAUAAGGCACCAUAUGCCAAGAAUCCAUUUGAUAAUGUCACCGAUGAUGAAUUGAACGAAUACAAACGUACAGUGGAACGUAAAAAGAAGAGUAUUCAUGGUGAAUAUACUGAUACAGAUUUCUCAGAAUCUGAAGCUUUGAGUUCAUUACAAACAUCAGGCGCACAACAACAAACCAAACAAAAUACUACUACCACCACAACUACUGCCGCAGUUAGUCAAUCAGAACCAGAAGAUAUGUCAGAACAUCAAGUUAUGAGAAUAGAGACCCAACAAGCCCCAGUUCCCAGUCAGCCCGAAGUAGUUUUGAGCGAUGCAACUCUAAGUUUUAUCAAUGGUGAACGUUCCCAUACGUCUACAAAUCGUAAGCCACCAACAGGUCGAGGCGAAAAUGUACAAAACGGCGAUCAUUCUGAAGCUCAUUUGAGCACUUUUUCACACAGCAGUAAAGAGUUCCAGGAUAUUUCAACGGACGGUUCGCCCAAGAAAGACAAGAAAAAGAAGAAGGGCCUCAGAACACCAUCCUUUUUGAAAAAGAAGAAGGAAAAGAAGAAGGCUGAAGCCUAAAUGAUGAUGUAUUACGACCACAACAACAACACCACGCCCUUAAAACAUCCUUUUUAUAGGAAGAAUAAAAAAAAUGAUAUUUUUUUUAAUAAAAAACAAAAAGAAAAACGGAAACACAUAAGAAAUACAUAUAAAAAAAAACUACCUAAACACACUGGAUAUAAAAGAAAGUAAAAAGUGGAAGAAAAACGUGUUGUUCAAUGCCGCUAAACACACGAAUAAAAACAUAAAUAAGCGAAUGCGCAGUUACCGAGUGCCGACAACAUUUUCAAAUAACAAAAAAAGGAGGAACAAAUAAAUCCACGGGAUUUAUUAUUUCAAUGAUUAUGUACUAGUGUUUAAGUAUAUGAAAACGUGCAAAACAAAUCAACCCCCCCAUACACGCCCAUACCCUUUUUAUUAUGUGUUAAAAAUUAUUUUUGUUUUAUAUCUAAAUAUAUAUAUUUAUAUAUAUAUACACACAUACUUUAUAUAUAUUAUUAUAUUUUUUUUUGUUUGUUAUCCUAAAAACAAAAAAGUGCAAGCUAAAUAUUGAAAAAAAUUAAAACCUAAACGUAUGAAACGAUUAACGAAAAGAGAGGCAUAAUAGCGAAUAGGAAAAACAGUGGAAGAGACGCAGUUGUAGAAACCAAGGUAGAUUAAUAGAAGGUAGAAUCUAUUGCCUAACAACAAGUGCCGUUACUCCAAGUAUCAUAUACGUCUGUGUGGCCUGGAAUAUAAAUUUAGUUGUUUCAGCUUGUAUCUCGUGGUAUUGUAGUAUUUUCUCAUUAAUAUAACAAUAUUGUGAUGCUUUUUAUUGUGCAAGAACAAUUAUAGGUCGAUGGAUGGAUUGCAAACCCAACUUCAAUUGUGUUGCCAUCAGGCAAAUUUGUUACAUCUAUUUUCCAUAUCUGGAGCUGAGAAAAUGUCAAAUUUUAUACUUAUUUUUAUUUCAUGGUUUUAUCUCCUGGCAGCGCACCUCUAGUUAAGCAAUGGUCCAUGAUCCUCCCCUUAAGGCCUGGUUAUGCUCUCGUAAACAUACCGUAAAUGUAGGAAAACGAACGUCUGUCAACCGUAAACCGAAAGUAGAAUUCAGUAAAAACAAAAUUUUACGUUCCGUUUUCGUGUCAGGUGAUAAAAUUUGAAGUUUGAAGAACAAAAAAUGUGGCAAUUAUUACAAUUUAUUACAAAUAAUAAAGCUUAAUUGGUUAGCCCACCAUGAAAAGGUGGCCAGUCUGAACUCUUGUAUAAAGUAAAUGUUGUGAAAAAAGUGAGACAUAUGUGAUAACAAGAAAUCACAAGAAGAGAGUAGGAGUAAGCGCCAAUACGGCGGUAUCGUAUUCGCUAAUGCAUGUUAUCACUAUGUCAUGAAACUAAGGUUUAUUCAGAGAUUCCCCCUCCACGCACUUCGACCUCACUGUACUAGAGCCCACGACCUUGAGGGCCGCCAUAUACACAUACUGAUUUCGACCCGGCACACGAUGAUUAUAAGCACCACAUCAAUUGAAACUCUGAGCUCCAAUUUGUUUGGUGUUCAUUGUCAUUGCGAGAAGCUCAGCUUAGAGCUACCGGGGAGUCCACAGGUUGCGAUUAAUGAAAGGUUUUGUAUACGGAGUAGCUGCAAUUGAAGUCGUGGACAAUCAGCGGUAUCGAAUGAAGAGUCUAGGUCGGAGGCAGGGCGGCAACGGCUCUUGCUUAAAUACGGAGAGCCUGUGAUACGCCAUCUAUUGGCGUCUUUUAAUAACCAAUAGCCAUAACGUUCCCGCGGCGAUCGGUGACCGGAACGAGCUUGAAGAGAAUCACUACCUCCACAUACCUACAAAUGUGGCUACAACAUCAUCAACAACAACUGAUUUCGAAAACUGUAAAUCCCUUCCCAGAAUUUCUUUUGCGUCUAUCGUAAUGACCAUAGUUCUCCCUGAAAUGUUGUGUUGUCGCAGUAUAGUCCCAAUCCGGUCCCUGUCUCCUGAAACUCUCCUCAGUCGGACCACCGCAUCCAUAGUGCCGUAUUCUGUCUCCCCGUGCGGCAAAGGGCGGUGACUGUCGGACUCACCUCUUCGUUGUUAAAUGCCCUCUCAAUAUUGGAGUAGGCCGCCAUUGCGAACUCCUUCAGUUGGAGAGACGUCUCAACUUCAAGCAUCACUGCGUGGAGGGCCGUCUUCUCCGACAUGCCCUUGAGUUAUGCCUGAAGUCAGACUCUCCCACCUUCAAGUCUUUUUUUGUUAAAAAAAAACUGUUUUGUUUGAAAUGUCAAAUGCUACGUUUGGUAAUAAGCAUAAUUGCCUUUUUACAUUUAUAAUACAUUUGUUCCACAUUUACACUACAUUUGCGAGAGCAUAACCAGGCCUUUAGAGUUCUGGCAAAAUAAAAACCUUUUGGAAAAUGGCAUUCAAUUGAACCUGCCAUCUAUUGAUCUACCUUGUAUUGAAACGAAGAGCAGCUUAUUAAUUUAGUUGCCAAGAUGCCACAAGGUUUAUGUGAAUCGUUCUAACGGCUUUUUAGUUACUAUUAAAACAAACUCAACAGUCUAGGGCUUUUAUCUUUAAAUUCAGCUCAGAAGGCCUUUGGUUCGAUAAACUAAGCUUAUGUGGUACUGGCAUACGUUUUUUUUCGGACAACAAACCCCAUUCUAUUUAAUAUAAUAUUGACAGAUGAUAUAAAAAACAACAAACAUAUACAUACAAUCACCCACCCUCACUUACACACCGCCACCCCCUAAAACCCAGUAACAAA